Molecule: messenger RNA, 3276 nt
Organism: Lytechinus pictus (painted urchin)
Lineage: Eukaryota; Metazoa; Echinodermata; Echinoidea; Temnopleuroida; Toxopneustidae
Exons: 4
Coding region: 1-960 (319 amino acids)
Source: RefSeq, a predicted model, not a curated record
AUGGCCUCAGGUUCAAGUGCAGAUGCUGUUCUGAUGAGGCAGCCAUCAUACACCAGUAUCUCAUUAUUUAUGAUGGGAGGUGUAGGAGAGAGGUCGCGGCAUGAGACAGAUUUCGGAACCGACUAUGUGAACAAACUGACCUGUCCUCGGGCUCUCACCCUCGUGAUCGUCGCAGACGGCAUCAGGGGUACCGGGUCCAACUGCUUGGGCCUCAGCGACGAGUUCAUCCAAGAAACAUGUAAAUCCUUCUGCGCCGUGUCAUCGCUGGAACGCACCGAUCAGCACAGCCUGCCGACCCCGGAGACGCGAGUAUUUCGACUCAAAAUGGACCUGUCCGCUUUCGGAUCCGAGUUCCGGAUACCGGAUAUCAGUCGGGCCGUGUUCUUUUUGAAAAUCUUCGGUACCUUUAGAAACCGGUACAUGAUGCUGAUAUGCCAUAGGGGAGAUUCGAACCUUGUUCGGCAGCUAAGGCUCAAUGUUGACCCAAUGCUGAUGCGCAAUAUAUUCCAAGAGUCCUACAACACCUACAAGAGCAAGGGUGAACGGAAUAUGUCAGAUGUCGAGGCUCUCAACCUGAAGGCGAGUACCCGACUAACCGAGGUCAAGAUGUCGUACCGGAGAGAACCGCUUGUAUACAUCGAAGAGGAAAACAUGGUUGUGUCGGUAGAGGGCGAUGCCACUAGAAGUUUCAACUACAGUUUAGGUUUUGAGUUGAAUCUCGGUCUCAGGGGACUCGAAUGCCUCGACAAGUUCAUCGACCAGCUCGUCCUCGCAGACGGUCUCAAGGACAUCGUCCAGGCCCUCAACUUCAAAUCCAAAUGCACCAAGAAACUCAACGAAGAUGCAAUAAAAAACAGGCUCCAUGCAGAAAUGAGCAAACAUAAAAGCAAAAACGGUAGUCCAAAUAACAACAAUAACCACAAGGAUAACAACAAUUCAGAAAAUGGCAAUGGAUCAUAGCAAAAACACCACGCCGGGUUGUCCUAUCGGAAAAAAUCUGCCAUUCCAUUUUCGAUUUUUUGAAAGAUGUACGUAUAAAAUCUGCACCAAUUCGACUUUUAAGAUCAAUGCCAUGCAUUUUGUUUAUGACUGAUGUGUAUAUUAGUGGCUGCUGUGAUACUGGAAAUUUGGUUUAAUUUGGAAACUGUUAAAACAAUUUGCAGAACAAUGUCCACAUGUGUUGGUCUUUAUGUUUAUAACCAUUAACGGAGAUAAGAAACAAAAUGAAGAUAACACGAUGCACUCGGGAACAAAAAAAUGUAAAAUUGAUGUAUCAAUUCUAUAUUUGUUAAGCUUCGGAUGCGUUUAUGCGCCACUUUUUUCUACCCUAGAAUUAUGAUUUGAAACACGUUUUGAAAGACGUUAUUGCAAAUUUGAUUAGAAAUUUUGUUUUGUUCUGUUCACAAGCUCGUUCGAACAUCCUAUGGUUGGAUGCGAUGGGCAUUUUUUUUUAUAUUCGUAGUUAUUAUUUUAUUUGAUGUUGAUUGGGGGUGCUACAACUGAAUCUAGAAUGCAACAACAAGACGGGUUAUCACUGCAUUAGGACAACGAGUUUCAUGGUCCCACUGAUUAUACUUUAUUACUUAUAUUUCCAUUUUUGUCCUCAAAAUUCUAGGCUCAUAAGAAUUAUAGUAUUCUCCGUGUGUAAGCUGGUGUCUUGUGAUGGCAAAUGCGAGUGCAAUAGGAUGAAUUUUCUUGUAAAUCUCGGUACUUUAUUUUGGUAGAUGUCGUCGAGGUGUCUAAUAAAUCGUUUUAUACUUAUUUCCUGUAACAUCACAUCCCUGGUGGAUGGUGAUUCUAUUUUAUACCUAAAAUGCAAGAAAACACACGUUUUUCGUUUCAAUGCAAUUCGAGGUGUUCAUGAAUGAUGGUUUUGCGUGUACAUGCAUGUGUGUGGUAUAAAGUUGAACCGUAACAAUAUAGCUUUAGUAUAAACUGGUAUUUGUUGAUAUUGUGCCUAGAUGUGUGUGCUUGUAAUUUUAAUAAUAGGGGUUUUUCGCUCCGGGGCGUACGAAGGGGGGGGGGGGGUUCAAGAACAUAGAAAAUGUGUAGUCAAAUGUCAAAGGGUGAAAAUGAUAUGCUUGGGAAUUGCUGGCAAAGCGUGAUUGUGAAAAGGGUGCAUCGAGGGAAGCAUACUGCCAUUUUACGUGAGUAUUCGGCUGGUUUUGAACAUUUCAGAACGAGCCGAGUCACUCCACAAAUGUUUCCUAAUCCCUCCCGAAUGUUCUUGCAUUAGGGGCCGGGGAGGGAAAACAGAACCCCCCCCCCCCGAAUCCGUCCGAAUACGUGCAUGUAUUUGGAUGGAUUCGCAGCUUAUUCGGUUCCUGUGUAACCGAUGAUUAAAAGAAGGAAUUCUUCGCAUUCUAGCGUUACUUAGAAAAGUACUCAUGCUCGAAAUUCUUAUAGUAUUUUUUUCUCAAGUACGAUUAUAGGAGUAUGAAAUAUCUUUGAAAAGAAAAUAACAUUAAUUUGGUUGUUUCUCGUAAUCAUGAUAGCCUAAGUUAAGGCUUUUACAAAUCAUAAAUCGUUUUACAAAACUUUUUAUUUUAAAAACUUUAUGAUUGCCUUGUGUGGAGACAUUUUUGGUCCCGCAGAUGGAAGAUGGUAGUCUAGAUCUGGACGUUAGUAGUUAUUUGUUCGGAAAACCCUACACUCACUCAUGAGUGUAUAGGGUUUACCAAACAAAUAACGUCUAAGGUCCAUGCAGGGCCCCGUCUUACAAAGAGUUAUGAUUGAUCCGAUCAACCUAGAGUAAAAGGAAAUCCAUCAAUGUUAUAUUUUGUUUCUAUAUGAAAUUUGCUCGUUGUCCUUUGAAGACAAAGAGAAGCAUACUAAAUUGUCAAGAAAGCAGUAAAUGUAUGAAUAGACAUUAUCUAGAAAAUAUUUUGAAUAAACAUUUUAUUUUAGAUGUUGACGUUGCUCGGUCGCUGGCUUUCCAAAGUUGCAUGUGGUUAAUUGAAUCUGUCGUAAGACGGGACCCAGACUAGGAAGAUGGAGAAGCGGGAGGGGGGCAGAACUAACCAUGUCCCAUAGCUUGUUUUCCAAAACUAAGAAACAAAUACCAGGCAUUGGGGAGGUGGUACUCCUCCCGCCAUCAAUAAAAUUACCUUAAGGCUGUUUUCAUGAUUUUGAAUCAGGUGUGCUUACCAAAAAUAAGUUUUCGUUACUUGAGAAUCGAUUUGUAUGUUUGAUCGUUGUAUUAAUCAGGUGUAAGUUAUGAAUAUUUAUUUGUUAAUUUAUGUAAUAAACAAUUUCUUAGAUAACAUUUUCCAGUAA